AUGAGCUACCCGCAUUGGUCACCAAACCUUGAAUCAGCCCAUCAUAUCCUCAAAAUCUAUCAGAGCCACUCACUGAAACUCCAAUAUGUUUGUCAUAUCCUUUUAAUUUUCCCCAACUGUUCAACACUAGUUGCCAAAGACCGUUGCAUCUCGUCAUGUCUCCCCGCCUAUCCAUGCUUCUGGGGUCCAACUCAACUCUUCAUCUCCUCUCGAGCUUUCCACGCCAGUAGUUGGGGCUCGAAACUCCUCUUCACGUCCAAUCGAGUUCUAUACGCCCGCCAAUCCCCGGCGCUGGCCGCCGUGUGCCCGCAAGCUGAGCUUCGAGAAUCCCACUUUGUUGUAUUGGUAUCAGGAUUGUUAAGGUUUGAGAUAUCCAACUGUCGAUUGCCCGGCUAUGGUUUGGUAAAAAUAGUUGCACAGUGUAAAGCUAAUGUUCUGCUCAAACAAUUUAAAGAUUCACAGGCAGGCAAAGCUAAUGUUCUGCUCACAUGGCUAAUCCGCUUCGUCGAACUCUCUGUAGAUUAUCGUUAUCUUCCCAUUUCAAUCAUCCUCUCACUUUCAGUUAGUUUGGUAAUAUCACCCCAGGGAAGCCCCAAGUUUGAGACUCAUGAAAUCGAUCCCCCGAAAAAGGAAAAGUGGAGGACAAAGAAAAGGCUGAAGGUUCAGAGAAAGAGAGAGAAGCAGAAGAGAAAGGCUGCGAAUAAGAGAGACCCCAGAGGGCUCGGAGUCAAGGGCAAUAAAAAGAGGAAAAGGUUUGCAACUGCAGAGGAGAGGAUCAAAUACAAGCUUGAAAAUGCAAGAAUCAAGGAAACCUUAUUAAUUGAACGACUGAAGAGGUAUGAAGUCCCAAAAGCUGAGGGCCCUGCAGUUGAACCCCAUGUUUUAACAGGCGAGGAACGAUUUUACAUGAAGAAGAUGGCCCAGAAAAGGUCAAAUUACGUCCCGAUUGGCAGAAGAGGGAUCUUUGGAGGGGUUAUUCUCAAUAUGCAUAUGCACUGGAAGAAACAUGAAACCGUCAAGGUCAUAUGCAAACCUUGCAAGCCCGGCCAAAUACAAGAGUAUGCAGAUGAAAUUGCUCGGCUAAGUGGUGGGGUCCCUAUCCAGAUAUAUGGGGAUGACACGAUUAUUUUUUAUCGAGGAAAGAACUAUGUGCAGCCAAAGGUCAUGUCGCCUGUGGAUACUUUAUCAAAGAAACGGGCGCUUGAAAAAUCAAAAUAUGAACAAUCUCUAGAGUCCGUAAGACGUUUUAUUGCGAUUGCUGAGAAGGAAUUAGAGCUAUAUUACCGGCAUGUUGCUCUAUAUGGCGAUCCAAAUGAUAGAGAUCCCAAAUCAAUCCUCGAUAAUCCAAGGACCAAAAGUAGAUCCCAAAAAGUUAGACUUACAGACAGCACUAAUUCUUCACUUACAGGUGAGACCUUGGAAGGUCUUUCUACAGCAGCUAGUGGUUAUGUUGAUCAAGAAGUCUCGAAAAACGAGGAUGGGAGAAUUUGUUUAGGUGAUUCAGAUUAUGAGGAAGAUGAUGUGUUUAUUGAAGAUCUGGUUUCUUCUUCUGAAGAGUAAUGUACUAUCGAUAUAGUUGGCCUAUUUUAUAUGCACGAAUGUAAAUAUAUGAUUGUUCAAUGGAUUUGCCGAGAGAGAUGUUUUUUGGGGGGGCUUUGCCUUGUUUAUCGAUUAUCGAAUGUAUUCCUGGUCGUCGGAUUCUGUGUUAUGCAAGCCCAAGGUACUUGCAGCCAGCUAGGCGAAUUUUUAUAAUUACUUAGAGCAUCUCCCAAGUACCAAAAAAGAAAGAGAAAAAGGACAUAAAAUUGAACAGACGUGCUCUAUGUUAAAAUGGAUUUUUAUUUCUUUUUUUUUUUU
Striga asiatica is the source of this 1857-nucleotide messenger RNA. Lineage: Eukaryota; Viridiplantae; Streptophyta; Magnoliopsida; Lamiales; Orobanchaceae. The record is from the annotation of a GenBank genome assembly.